Monopterus albus (swamp eel) is the source of this 4045-nucleotide messenger RNA. It is a transcript of the gene uimc1, whose product is annotated as ubiquitin interaction motif containing 1. Gene Ontology annotation, cellular component: BRCA1-A complex. Gene Ontology annotation, biological process: double-strand break repair; positive regulation of DNA repair. Gene Ontology annotation, molecular function: histone binding; K63-linked polyubiquitin modification-dependent protein binding. NCBI's taxonomy places the organism in Eukaryota, Metazoa, Chordata, Actinopteri, Synbranchiformes, Synbranchidae. The record is from RefSeq and is a predicted model, not a curated record. Bases 236 to 3409 code for a protein of 1057 amino acids. The transcript is spliced from 23 exons.
AAUUUGUUUUUUGUUGUUCUUUUUUGUUAGCUACUGACAAAACAAACAAACGAGCAGCUGGUAUCUUCUUUAAAAUGCGGGCAAUUAAACAGAAAAGAGAAAUACAAGUUUUAUUUUCCGUUUUGAGCGUCUCGUGUUCAGGUUUAUUUCCAUAUCAACCGAUGUUUUCGCGCAGUGUGAGCUAACUUUAGCAGACUCUUUUAGGUUAGUUUGGCUGCGCACUUGUGCUCCUGGAAUGAUGAGAGGAAGAAGAGGACGGUCUUCAUUAUCAGCCACCCAGGAGCACGCCAGGAUGGCUCUGGGGAAGGAUGGUAGUGGUGUUACCUCAGGAAGCCAAAUGAUAGACGAAGAAGCCCCGGACGACGAAGCUGUUAGUGACAGUGACAACGAGGAGGCACCAUCACCACUGCCAUCAGCGAGAGAGAGACGCAGGAGAGAGAGGGGAAACAAAUCCAGGUCCAAAGAACUGACUGAGGAGGAGAUGGUGAACCUGGCCCUGCAUCUGAGUGCACAGGAAGCCAAUGUCGGUGUGUUCAAGCUGCAGCAGGAGGACGAGGCCAUGAAGAAAGCCAUCCAAGAGAGUAUGGACAGUCAGACACAACCGUGCUCACCUUGCCAGAGUCAGAGCCUGCUGCCUGCCGGUGUAUCGUCGCUCAGGCUCUGCUCGCGACGGAAACUCUCAUUUUCAGACAGGAAGUGGACGUCUGCCAUCGAUGAGGGAGCAUCAGAGGAUGUCUGCCCACCAGAGUCAGACCUGCACCGAGAAGCAAACACAGCUGGAAAUGAAAAUAAUAACGGCAAUAAAAAUCGGAAAAGGAAACGAGGAAGUCCGCUGCCGGAGAUGUCAGACUUGUCCCAGACUCAGAAACUCUGCUCUCAGGUUUCACCAUGCAGCUCCAAGUCUCUGUCAGCACCUCUCGGUUCACCGCAGAGCCCUGACUCGACCCAAAUCGACGAGUGUCAGCUCAUGAAAUCCCCUGUCUUCCCCUCGACUGGCUGCAGAGUCGAGGUUCGCAUCCCCCGGCUGAGCCAGGACCUGCUGCACACCUGCAGAACCUCAGGGUUUGUGUUGUGUUCUCAGGACAGUUGUACCAUGACUCCAAAGUCUCUGUCUGCUCAUCCCAAGAGCCCCACGUUUCCCAAAAGCCCCAGAGAACUCGGGGCGUGUCCUAAAAGUCCUGUCUUCUCAGAGACAGAUCAGGGUGAUGACAGUGAGGCGGAGCUGAGCCCUGAGUAUGUGAAAAGUCCAGUGUUUGGCACGAAUACUCAGCAUGAGCGGUCUCCAAGUGCCUGCACAGCCAGUGUCGGUGUCUGUGGAAACUCAGGGUUCAUAUUCUCCUCUCAGGGGACUUUAAUCUCCUCUAUGAGGUCCAUGUCCUGUUGGCCUAAGAGCCCGGUGUUCCCAAGAAGCCCCAGGAACCUCUCUCCCUUAGAAACAUCAGCAAUCGGCAAAAAUCCUGUAAUCUCAGAGACUGACCGAGGACAGACUGAGCAAAGGCAUGGCUGUUCUACAAGCCCUGUGUUCAGGACCCAACGACGACAGAAGAUUCAUCCUGAUGUGAAUAAGUCGCCUGUGGUUCCUUCAGCUCCAGAGCUUGGAGGUUCAAACAGUGAAGGGUGUUCCCCCCAUGUCGGGGAUCCUCCUCAGAGUCCCAGACAGGACACCCAGACUACUCACAGUCAAGAUGGUCGAUCUAACAGGAUCGCCACAUCAUCUAAGUCAGGUGGUGCACAGGAGCUGAAUGAAGCAUCCAAAGACUGGAACGAGACAAUGAUGACCGGUAAUAUGACGCUGCGCUGGUCUGAUGAGGAGGAGGAGGACGACGACAUCACACCAGUGGGCUCUCCCAGCCCGGUCUUCCCAGAGGAGAGACCUGUUCAUCAGGCCGACGACCAGGCGGCCCCCCUGAACCAUAAGGCUGCAGCGUCUCCAGGAACGGGCGGGUCGAACGGCAGCCCGGGGCGUGUCUCAGCCCGGGGUUUCGGCACACCCAGGGAUCGGAGCAGCUCCAACAAACAUGUCUCGCUCAGAUCUCCUUCCUCUUCUGCAUCCACCAGCCGACAGCAGCCUUCCAACACGGAGCGAGAACCACAGCCGACGGUUCACUACUACUGGGGGGUCCCCUUCUGUCCACGAGGCCUGGACCCGGACAACUACACUCAGGUGAUCCUGGCUCAGAUGAAGGUGUAUGAGAAGUGUCUGAAGCAAGCCCAGAGGCAUCUGCUGAGGAAGGCUGAGUGGGGGGAGCCCAUCCUGCCACAGCCAGAGAAAUCCCAGUCACCUGAGUCGCCUGCUGAAUCACCUGAGCGUCACAUUCCUCGAAGGCCUGGUCUCAGGCAGAGAAGCAAGAAACAGUGUGAAGCAGGUGACUCCUCUCCAGCUGAGGCAGAGGAGGAGGAAGGACAAGACGUGGAGAGGGAGGAAGGAGAAUGGAUAGGAGGACAGGCAGAUGCUGACGACUUUGGGGUUUGUCCAGAGACCCAACUGAGUGACAGUAACAGCACGCAAGAUCUGAUAAUGGCCACAGGCAGUAGAGUGGAGCUGAGACCUGAAAGUCCAGAGGUGCUGGAGGUCGGGACGAUUUUCCGAGGCGAUUCUCCAGCCGGGGACAAGCCACCAGAGGAGGAGGAGCAGAUGGAGGUGGACGCCUGUCUAUUUUCAGCCCCAGAGGACGGAAAGAUGGAGGGAAGCAUUCCUGACUGUGGGAAAGUUGAAGAACAGAAUGUGAGAAUGGAGGAGGAAAAGGUGGACAGGGGGCAUCCAGAUGUGGAGGAGAUAAAGGAUCCAGUGCAUCAAAGAUUGUCAUCUCCUGAACUAGAACUAGCCGCCAUUCCUCCAACUCCCGAAACCACCGUUGACUGUCCCAUCUGUCAGGGAUCCUUCCCUGUGACAGAAAUUGAGGUUCAUGCGGCCUACUGCGAUGGAGAGGUGGCCGUCGUGGACGAGAGGAGGCCUGAAGGCGACUGUUUCCAAGUGUCUUUAAAGCCACGUAGGAAGAGAACAAGACGAGCAGAUGAAGAGAGCAGCAACCCCUUGAACGCUGGCAAGAACCAAGAGAAGUGUUACAUCUGUCAGAAAGCCGUUCCUUUGAGAGAGUACAGCCGACACACAGAGCUCUGCAUCCAUCAACAUUCAUCAAAGGCUGAAGCAUCGCAGAGAGGAUGUCUGCUGUCGGCUCUGGAGCAAAUAGAAAGCAGAGGUUCAGACGCUGGGCCGUCUGGAUCCAACCUCCAGCCCAGAGAUGUGAUCGACCUACGGGAUGAUGACAAAGAGGAUGACGGCGUCUCAGCGUUCAGGGUCAGUGACUCUCCCAUCAGAGCCUUCACUUCCAUCUCAGAGGCCACAGACUGCCUGAUUGAUUUCACAAAGCAGCCGCGAGCCAAGAAGCUGAGCCGGAAACGAAGAUGAGGAAGACCUCCCGGCUGAAGACAAAAAACCGGAGCCUUAACUUAAUAAUUAUCAGGUUGAACAUCACAGUACAGUUUAGAAACUCUUUAACACCUUCCUCCUGAUGUCAGACUCUAGAUAUUUCUGCAGGUAAACAAACUCAAAUCGAAAGGAUGAGUGUUCAGAGGAACCUGUGACUCUUUGCUACUAAAUGUUCUGUGUUUCAGACUACCUCUCCCUGAAUUCAAGCAUUCCCUUUCUGUUAUUGUAGCUUUGCUUUAACAUCUGAUUUGGGCGCUUCUUUUACAGAACAACCAGCAGAUUCACUGAUAGUGAAGACAGUUGUUAGCUGCAGCCUUUCACUCACUUUGUGACGGUUUGUCUGAUCACAGACCUGCCUGCACCUGAUGUAAACUUCUGCUUUUCAACCAAGCUACAGAACGUUGGCCUGACGACUGCUGCUGUCAGUGCAGAGCCUCCGAGGUGGCUGAGGAAGACAGAAGUACAUGGCUACACAGACAAGGAGCACUUCAUAUCAUUAUAUAGGCCAAAACAUGAUUCUUAUGUUGUUGUUUUUUUAUCAAUCAGACAGUGAACAUACCCUCCACAGUUAUAGAGUGCGUAUCACCUUUACAUUAAAAAUGCUGGGAAUCUAAA